AUGAGCGAAUUCAACAACGUCGUCUUCUCCCGGAAUCAUUACACUCCUCAUUAUAGUACUCCGUACCGAAUAGAGAGAGUCACUAUUCACCUCAAAGAUCUCGAUACAACGGCCACUAUCUACCCACUUUUUAAUAUCAACCAAGCACCAACAAAUCUCAUACGAUUUUUGUCACAGGAAUAUAAUGAUGAGAUUUUACGUGGAGAUACACUACCCUUUUUUGACAAGUUGGCAGUCGAAGAGUUCCAGAAUUUCUGGUUUGGACAGUUCGCCGCAGUGAUGUGCAUAGGCGAUGAACCAGAAUUGAGCGAAGAUAUAACAGUGAAUGAAUGGGCUAAACGGUGUUUGGGUAGUUUUUUCAUUAAGUCGGCAUAUCCGGGAAGGUGCUCACAUAUUUGUACGACUAACUUUUUGGUCAAUGCUGGUAUAAGACGUCGAGGAAUUGGUUUUUAUAUGUGUGAGUGCUUUUUAAGAUGGGCUCCAACUUUGGGGUAUAGUAGGUGCAUUAUUGAUUUGGUUUUUGAAACGAACAUUGGUCUCAAAAGAUUAUUGGAAAAAUGCGGAUUUCAUAAGGUAGGGAAGGUCAACUCAUGUGCAAUGUUGAAAAGUACCAAAGAUAUUUUGAUCAACUCUUUUAUUUUCACCAAGGAACUG
This is a messenger RNA of Pichia membranifaciens NRRL Y-2026, 654 nucleotides long. RefSeq lists its product as hypothetical. Lineage: Eukaryota; Fungi; Ascomycota; Pichiomycetes; Pichiales; Pichiaceae. The transcript has a single exon. The annotation marks the transcript as partial. The record is from RefSeq and is a predicted model, not a curated record. Gene Ontology annotation, molecular function: acyltransferase activity, transferring groups other than amino-acyl groups.